CGCUCCCCCGCUCCCACCCUUUCGAGUCCCUUCCCCUUCCUGGAUCCCCUUGCACUCGCCCCACUCGCUCUUGCCGAGUCUUGUAAAUGCACCAAGCGCAAGUGAAAACCGCCCCCGACACCUUGCCUCGGACUCGGAGGCUCGCUACCUCAUUACGUUCUUACGUUGCUACCCUGUAUGUAGUCACUUUUUUCGACUCGUACUUACCCGUAGAGUUCGAUCUAUAGUGUACUCUACAUGCACUGCCAGGAAGCAAUUGAAACAAACAACCAUGCAUGGGAGCGUCUGGUCAAAACUGCAGUGCAGCCUGCCAUAUACAACGCUGAACCACGAGCACGGUCUCCAUGUCUUGAAAACACGCGGUCCACCAUUCUGAGGAGCAUCCAGCAGAUAGUGGAUGAGAGAAGCCAGAAAAAUAUAUGGUUGCACGGAUUUCCAGGCUCAGGCAAGACGUCCAUCUUGUUCACGAUUGCGGACGAGCUACGGGAACAAGGACGUCUUGCAGGAACUUUUUUCUUCUCGCGCAACAGUGUGGAUGCAACGAUGUGUGGUUAUGUGAUACCAACCCUUGCCUACCAGUUAGCCCUUGCAUUCCCGUCGGUGAAAAGCGACAUCAUCAGAACCAUCGCUGAUGAUCCUGCGUUACUAUCAGAUCUGAAAGCUCGAAAGGAUCAGAUCCAGAGUCUCAUCGUCAAGCAUCUUUGGAAACUCCAAUUCAGGUCUCCUUUGGCAUUCAUCAUUGAUGCUUUGGAUGAAUCCUGUUGCCACCUCGAGGCUUUGCGGGUGGCACGCCUACUAGUGGAGGCCAUACGUGCCUAUAAGGUUCUUGAAGACAAGCCACUCAACGCCCACAUCAUUCUAGCUAGCCGACCCGGCCUGCACUUCAAUGAUGUGGCCACUGGAAAGGGAUUCGGAGAUGUUCAAGAAAUCUCUUUGCAGGAUUUCGAUGGGGAGACAAGUGCAGACAUCCGUCGCUUCCUCGCGCACGAACUCCAGCGAGGAGACAUACCGCAAUGGCCGUCUCCUCGUCAAAUGGAUCACCUCGCUGACAAGGUCGGGAACUCGUUUCUUUGCGCAUCCAUAGCGACGAAAUAUAUUACCCACCCAAAAAAACACCCUGCUUCGAGGUUGGACGCAUUCUUGUCAUCCCCCGAUGCUACGGCAGACGCCUACGCCGACCUGGAUCACAUGUAUCAGGAGAUCAUCAGGGAUAGUAGAUCCUUGAUAAGAUAUCUAAUCGAUAUCAUCAAUCUGGCGCAGCCGCUACCGCACUCUCAACUCUUACAGUUUUUUCCUUUGGAUCAUAGCGAGAAUCUCAACCUCACUUUAGAAGAAUUUUCUUCAAUUCUCGUUGUGUCACCCGACAAACCCAUGACUCUCAUUCAGCCUUAUCAUUCAUCAUUGAUUGAGUUUUUUACGGACCCGGUGCGCUGUCACCCGCAUCACAUCGAGCCUGCAGAGAUUCAUAAGGGUCUCGCACUCCGGUGUUUAACGAUUCUACAUACACUCAAGACAAAUUUAUGCGAUCUCUCAGACCACACGACCAUGGCCGUCGAAGACAGUCAUUUCUGGCAUAAACGAGAUGCCAUGCUUCCCGAAAGCAAGCAAUAUGCUUGUCAUAAAUUUCUCCGUGUCCACAUCCUGCAAUGGAUCGAAGCUUUAUGUCUACUAGGAGAGCUCAGCGAUGGCCCAAUAAUGUUACACAAAGCCCGUGCCGCGUUUAACGGAUGGGCCACCAACAUGCGUUAUCAUGAUUUUGCGCUGAUUAACAGGUCGCUUGCGACCGCGGAACAAUUGAUCAUUCUUUAUUUCGAUCCCAUCAGCCUGUUCCCGCUCCAAGUUUACUACAUCGUAGCAGCACUGGCAGAUUUAUCUGGACAACGUCUAGAUUCAAAUUCUAACGUACUUGUCCGCAGUCUUCCUUGGUGAAUCCAGGACCAUCUCAAGAACGGCGUACCGAAGAGGCGCAUUCGGGGAUUUCAGGCGUGUUGGCAGAUUGUUGUCGCUGGUUAUCAAAUUCUGAUUUUGGUGCCUUUCGUAUUUCAGAUCUAACUUUGGAUCUAAGUCUUUCCAUUUCAGACAUCGUUUCUUUUCAAGAGAAAAAUCACUUGCUAGACGGCCCCACUGAAUCAAACAUUGGUUCAGUAAAACCACGGAGACUUUGGGUUUGCCUCGAGAUAAUAUCGGAAACUUGCCAACAAUCCUCUCCUAUUCAGCAGAUCACGCAUAAUGAUCAUUCGCGAGUGGAAUUGGGCAGUAUGACGA
Suillus paluster is the source of this 2265-nucleotide messenger RNA. RefSeq lists its product as uncharacterized. Lineage: Eukaryota; Fungi; Basidiomycota; Agaricomycetes; Boletales; Suillaceae. The record is from RefSeq and is a predicted model, not a curated record. Bases 238 to 1929 code for a protein of 563 amino acids. The transcript has 9 exons.